Capsicum annuum is the source of this 945-nucleotide messenger RNA. RefSeq names its product CASP-like protein 2B1. The transcript is spliced from 3 exons. The record is from RefSeq and is a predicted model, not a curated record. Lineage: Eukaryota; Viridiplantae; Streptophyta; Magnoliopsida; Solanales; Solanaceae. The coding region runs from base 100 to 705 and encodes 201 amino acids.
GCAAUUGCCUUUUUCUUGUGUUUUCUCUAAGCUAAAGCUUUUGAGUUUGUGUUGCAAUUGCUUUAGUUUUUUUUUUGUUUUUUUUUUACUAAAAAAAAAAUGAGUUAUUUGGGAAUUGGAGUUAGUCCUGGAAAUGUUCCAGUUUAUCAUGGGAAUAAUUUGAAAGUUAUUGAUAGAAGAGUAAGAGUUAUAGAGCUUGUAUUAAGAUGUGUUAUUUGUGGUUUAGCAAUUCUUGGUGCUAUUUUAAUUGGUACUGAUAAACAAGUUAAAGUUAUUUUCUCUAUGGAGAAAAUUGCUAAAUUCACUGAUAUGAAAGCUCUUGUGUUUUUAGUGAUAGCCAAUGGGUUAGCUGCUGCCUACUCACUGGUACAAGUUGUAAGAUGCAUUUUGAGUAUGAUUAAAGGAAGUGUUCUCUUCAAUAAACCAUUGGCUUGGGCUCUAUUUUCUGGUGAUCAGUUGAUGGCCUACUUGACACUGACCGCCGUGGCGGCAGCCGCGCAAUCGGCGGUGUUUGCCAAGUUAGGGCAACCAGAGUUGCAAUGGAUGAAGAUAUGCAAUAUGUAUGGGAAGUUUUGUAACCAAGUUGGAGAAGGAAUUGCAAGUUCUUUAAUAGUGAGUCUUAGCAUGAUAGUUCUCUCUGCCAUUUCAGCUUUCAGUCUCUUUCGUUUGUAUGGAAAUAGUAAAGGAAAGGGCAAUGCAAUGUAAUAUAAUGUAAUGUAACCUAAGUGCGACUCUUCAUUUCGAUGCCGCAUCCGUAUCGGAUUCUCCAAAAGUACGCGCCCACUGAUGUUUUUGAAAAGUUCGAGCAACAUAGAUUGUAACUUUGGUGGAUUUCCCUUUUGGUCUUUUUGUCUAUUUAGAUCUUUGUUUUUAUAUGGGAUGUUGUAAAAUAAAUCAAAGACCAAAGUUGUUGAGAUUAUAAUCAUUUCAUGUUUGCUUGAUUCA